AAUAGUUUCAUCUUUCCCCUUAUAUGAAGCUUCUCCCUUUAUCGUUCUCACUACUAACUAAAACAUUAACUUCAAAUUCAUUUCCUCCAGAGUCAACUCGGGAUAAACUAAAUGAACUCGGAAACGCUACCCUCCACGUCGUCGUUUUGGUGCUAUAGUUGCACCCGUUUCAUUAACCUCUUCGACCUAAACGACGUCGUUUGUCCUCACUGCCAAAGCGGUUUCGUCGAAGAGGUUCAAGCCGGCCAAUCUCCCGCGGGUUCUCUCUUCGCCGACGGUAUUCAAGCUUCCAGAAGACAAGGCCUACGCCGGAGACGCCGCAACGCCGGCAACCGCUCGCCUUUCAAUCCCGUUAUCGUUCUCCGUGGACAAGGGGAUCAAGACGGUGGCGGAGAAACCGAAGGGAGUAGCUUCGAAUUGUACUACGACGACGGAAACGGCACCGGUCUCCGUCCACUUCCGCCGACUAUGUCGGAGUUAUUGCUAGGUUCUGGAUUCGAUCGGUUGCUUGAGCAAUUCUCUCAGAUCGAGAUCAACGGUUUUGGUAGGGCAGAGAAUCCGCCGGCGUCAAAGGCGGCGAUAGAGUCAAUGGCGACGGUUGAAAUCACCGAUGAAGAAGUAGAAUCCGAGACACAUUGUGCGGUUUGCAAAGAAGCAUUCGAACUUGGUUCGGAGGCGCGUAAGAUGCCGUGCAAACACCUUUACCAUUCCGAUUGCAUUCUCCCUUGGCUUUCGAUGCGAAAUUCGUGUCCCGUGUGCCGCCACGAGUUGCCUUCCGAUCAAAACUCAUCGGAGACUAGAAUUUCCGGUCAGAUCGAUGAAGAAGCGGUUGGAUUGACCAUAUGGAGGUUACCAGGAGGUGGAUUCGCCGUUGGGAGAUUCAUCGGCGGUCGAAGAGCCGGCGAGAGUCACUUGCCGGUGGUGUUUACGGAGAUGGAUGGCGGUAAUAAUUCAAAUGAAGGAUCUAGAAGAAUCUCUUUGGCAGUGGGCAGUAACGGAGUUAGAGAGAGACGUGGAAUUCGCAGAAUUUUUGGGAAUUUCUUAUCCUUUUUUGGAUCCGUUAAUUUAAACCGUAGCUUUUCACGGAGAAGAAGAUGAACUUUGGUCACGGAAGAAUUAUUUGGUUUCGUUUGGGAUGAGGUUAUUUUUUGGAAAAAAAAUUAUUAUUUUUGCAGUUUAAAAUUCUUAAUGUAAAUACCAAAUAGUGUAGAAUUGCUAUUAUUUAUUUAAUUAAUUAUAAUUAUUUAGUUGAUUCCUUUUAAGAUUGUUAGUUAUAUCCCAAUUUGAUUGACAUUCUUUUGAAUUAGUGUUAGUUUUAGGGUGUAAGAUGCAAGUUGUACUUGUAUCAACAAUAGCAAAAUGAAUUAUAAUUAUUAUUCUAA
Cicer arietinum (chickpea) is the source of this 1382-nucleotide messenger RNA. RefSeq names its product E3 ubiquitin-protein ligase RDUF2. Gene Ontology annotation, molecular function: ubiquitin protein ligase activity. Gene Ontology annotation, cellular component: cytoplasm. The record is from RefSeq and is a predicted model, not a curated record. Gene Ontology annotation, biological process: protein ubiquitination. Lineage: Eukaryota; Viridiplantae; Streptophyta; Magnoliopsida; Fabales; Fabaceae.